AGACGAUCGGAAUCCCUGCCAUGCUCGUUGACGGGCCCGGGGAACAUGAUGCCAGCAGCCCUUCAGGACAAGCAGUCGAUGAAAACGGCCAUCCUCACCUCAAUGCUAGCGUACUGGGCGACGAGAGUACACCACGCUCUGAUUGUUCCAAAACCGCCAUCGAUUGUGGUCACGAUUCACAACACGAUGUUACCCUCUCGGUGGUGGCCUUCGACAGACCCACCACCAACGAAGGAAUAUCUAUACGAGGUACAGGUAUGAUCACGACGCACCCUUGUAGCGCUUUCGACGGUCGAGGAACCCAGUCUCUAUUGCAGGACUUGCAAAUGCAAGAGGUUGCCGCAAACGGUGAUGGCUACGAAUCGCAUUCGCCGGCAUGUGUCAGUCAACCUGUUACUCCAUCGCACGCAACUCUCACUGAGUCGACGCCAGAAUCGAAUCCAGCAACAAGGUUGCUACUACCCUCGAUUAUGACCUCGCUGGCGAACUAUCCAUCGAGCAGGUCAACCUGUGGCGACAGAGCGAAGCGGUCACAUGAUUGCAUAGAGCCCAGCGAGGGCGCGGAUGAAGAGUCAACGACGAAGAGACAGAAACUGGGCUCAAGCAUUAAGCCUGAGCCUGUUGAGGCUAUUAGUGCAGACGAGGUGAUGAAUGCAGAAUCUAGUGCCUCCGAUGUAUUGGAGCCGGAUGCGACCGAGGUGCUGGCCCAUAGGGACGCAACAAAAUCCUACGAUGACGCCACAACUUUUGGUGCACAAGAUGAGGCUGGGAUCGAGGUCAAGGUCGAGGCCGAGGUUGACGUUGAAACUGACGGUGCAGUGCCAUCGACUCGGCUCAAUAACGAAUCUGUGGAAGCUGAAUCAGAGCCAUGUGCCGACAACAUCGCCAUUCUCAACACGGUCAUGCCGGCGAAAGAGGCCUUGCAUGCUAUCGUUCAAGAGACGGCUCAAACCUUCGACAGGAGGAGGUCAGAGGACUACCAGCCACGUCUGAGUCUUCAAGUGCUACCAAAACAGUUCUGUGGACCGUAUGUGCAGACCACUGAUGUGGAGAUGCAAGAGCGUAUCACUACUGCAUCAUUGUCACUGACUCCUUCGUCUUCAAUUUCACCGCCGAACUUAACUCCUGAGCCUUGCGUACCUAGGUUAAUGUUUGAGCCUCUGAAGCCGCCGACAACCUCGCAUCAACGGGCCAGGGUCGAAGCUGUUGAUUUCAAGAUCAAUGAAGACGAGAUGGAUGUGUCGGAGUCAGAUGAGCCCAGUGAUGCUGAUGAUGAUCAGCUCAGCAUCUUGUCUCAAGCCGUGAAGGAGUCGAGCGACCGAGUCAACUUGCAAGCCAAAGGCGCACCUGCAUCAGGAGACUCUAUGCUGGCCAUUAAAGAAUCCACUCCAGCGCUCGAAGCCCAAGCUGUUAAAGCUACAGAGUCUCGCCCCAACUCUUGUACUCCUUGUACCAAUCGGAGUCAGACGCGGCUCUUUUCAUAUUUGCUAUCGGACGAAUUCGAGGCCACUCUUCCACUCUUGCCAAAGCCUAUCGCUAGCUCGACAAACCGUCUUCUUUGCAACGCUCCAUUAGCAAUCACAGAUUCAACAGCCAAAUCGACAGAGAGCCCGAUCAGCCCUCGUCCUGCAAGCACUGAGACGCUGUCCAGUCUCAGGCACAGACUCGAGCUUCCAUACGGUAAACGAAAUACGCGUUCAGAGACCAGGACUUCGGAGCGUGCUGCCGUAUCCUCGAUGUUUAGAGAGGAUGAGCUCGACUCGGUGCCUGCACCCGUGGUCAAGGAGGAGACACCCACAGCUGCUCCAGGAAAGGACGUCACGCCCAGCGCACCGUCGAAGAAAAGGAAGAAUGUGCCUGCAGACAAAUUGAAGGGAAGACAGACCAGAGGUGCAACUACGAAGAGAGACGCUACGCCUAAACCCAAGACUCCCGCGACCAGACCCAAACUGACUCCAAAGCCCAGGGUUGGGCCCGAAGACUCACCAAACAGUGCUUCAAAGACCAUCACCAAGACCACGAAAAGGAUCGCGCCCAAGACGAAGACUCCAACAAGACCCCAAGUUUCGCCCAUCACUCCCAAGGUACCAGAGAAGAGGAAGACGCGCCGCUCGUCUGCACUUGAAGAAGAGAUAAGGAAGGCGAGCGAGAAAGAGGAGAAUAUUGCGAAGAGAACGAGGAGUAAGGAUGGAGAGUAGGACGGCGGUAUUGGCUGGAAGAGAGGAGCGUAAAGAAGCCUGGAGCAGGAUAGGUUGGGUAAUGAGUUGAAUACAAUGGAUGGAGCACACAGGCGGACGGACUGGCAAACGAGGCAUUGGAGGAGUCUUGGAACCUUUGUAUAUACCCGCACUCACACCGGCGCACAGGAUUGAAUACGGAU
Molecule: messenger RNA, 2380 nt
Organism: Macroventuria anomochaeta
Lineage: Eukaryota; Fungi; Ascomycota; Dothideomycetes; Pleosporales; Didymellaceae
Exons: 1
Coding region: 21-2198 (725 amino acids)
Source: RefSeq, a predicted model, not a curated record